AUGGCCACUAUGAAACGGACAGUGGAAAUGCUGCAGAGGAUGUGGGGAAGGAACCCGCCCGUGCGCUGGCGUGGCGUGUGCUGGGGCCCGCAACGGAACCGGCACAGGCGCCUCGGCACGCUCGGAAGAGACCUACUCCAUGACCCACAACACAGGUACCCGCGCUGCAGCACUGUUCACAGCAGCCCACCUCGGAACCAGCUGCUGCCCAGCGCUGACCGGAUGGAGGAAAUACUGGCCAUGCUGGCGCAGCACGAGCCCUGGCCUGGGGCAGACUUGGCGACUGGCUGCAGCCACCAUGGGGCCGAGGCCCAGCGCAUUGAGCGCCUGCUGUAUGCCGGGACCCGGUGCCGAGGGCGCAGCAAUGGAGACGGCGCAAGGUCCCCAGCAGGGAAGGCCGUCAAGCAGCAGCGAGCUGCCCCAGGCCCUGCCGGCACCGUGUUCCACCCUGUCUGGACAGCGGGGCCCCGUGGGGAGAGAAGCCCCACAGUGCCUGGCCCGCCAGCCCCCACGGAGCCCCCAGAGAUGGGCGGCAGAGCUGUUGCCCCCCUGGAGCGCCUGGGCGUGUGGCAGGAAGCCAGGCUGCCCUUCUCCCGCUUCCUGGAUGAGGUCACCGAGAGGGUGCUGGACCCUAAAACCUUGGAGGGCUUCAAGGGCCCCAGAGGCCGCAGCCCGGAGGCCUCUCCCGGGGAGCCUCUGGCUGGAGCCCCAGAGGAGGACCAGGCCCCGGGGCACCAGGGUCUGUCGGCUGCCACUGGAGUAGCCGCAGUCAGAGCAGGCUCAGGCCAGGCCUCCGACCCCAGGGGACCUUGGGGGAGCAGCGGACUGGAAAGCCAAGCCUCCUUCUCCAGCACGUGCCGGAGAAUGGCAGAGCCGCGGCUGCGUGAACCCGGAGCAGUGGGGGAGGAGGGCACUGCGCAGAGCUGUGGGCAUGGCCCGCAGGGAGCUCCUGUGUGCCGCUGCAGAGCCUCACACGCGGCUCGGCGCCCCCUCCGCGCCCCCGCCCCCACUCCACCGCAGGACCCCGUGGGGGUCUGUCUGGAGGCCACGGGACAGGCCCUGGAUCACCGACGAUUGGAGGGCUCCAUGGAGGACCGCAGGCAGCUUGCCGCCUGCUCUGCCACCGUCAGUCAUACUUGGUUCCCGCGGUCCCUGUGGACCGAAGCCUGCAAGGACAUCCCAACCCCCGCUGCUCCUGGUCAGAAGGGCCAGCUGGGUGUGGAGGGGCCUGUGGGCGUGGCCCAGGCGGCCGCGGGGGAUGCAGCUGGUCCUUGGGGGGCUCCUUUGCUCCAGAGGUCCUCUCUUUGGACCGGUUUGCAUUGGCACAGGGCCAUCCCGGCUAUGCCAGCCACAGACAAGAUGCAGCCUUGUGGGCUGAGGACCCCGGUGGCCCGGGCUCACCAGCCACGCCCCACUGGGCACCCAGCGCUCUGGGGUCCCGAUGGGGCCACCCUGAGCAUCCCUCCUGAGCCUUUGCAGGCAGGCAGUCCCCUGGAGGUGCAGCUGGCCUGGACCGGCCUCCCCGCCGUGCAGCCCACGGGGCUUCCUCGAGGCCUCUCAGGAAAUGGCUACGAGAAGGAAAGGGAUCGGACGCUGCAGCCCAUGUGGAGGCCCUUCUGCUUCCAACCGUCCAUGCCUGUCCCGCCCAUCCUUGCCUAUCCAGCAUCCACACUGCAUGGUGGUGUCCUGGCACUAGCAGGCGACACAGGCUCGGGGCCCGCAUGGCUAAUGGAGGAACGGAGGCCUGGCGGGGGGCACGGCGCUGCCAGCCCCGGGGUCACUGUGGCAUGCAGGGGGAUUUCCCUGUGCGGGGGAGAGGGGGCCGCCGCUGGGAGGAGGGGUGCGCGUGCGCGCGUGUGCGCUCGGCCGGGUGCCCCGUGGCCCCCCACGGGCCUCAGUUUCCCCCCGCUGAGCACCGCGGCCCGGCCUGCCGCCGCCGCCGCGUGUCGUUGCAGCGCCCUGCAGGAGCAGAAGGGCGAGCUGCGCAAGCGGCUGUCCUACACCACGCACAAGCUGGAGAAGCUGGAGACCGAGUUCGACUCCACGCGCCACUACCUGGAGAUUGAGCUGCGGCGGGCGCAGGAGGAGCUGGAGAAGGUCACGGAGAAGCUGCGCAGGAUUCAGAGCAACUACAUGGCGCUGCAGAGGAUCAACCAGGAGCUGGAGGACAAGCUGUACCGCAUGGGCCAGCACUAUGAGGAAGAGAAGCGUGCGCUGAGCCACGAGAUUGUCGCUCUCAACAGCCACCUGCUGGAGGCCAAGGUGACCAUCGACAAGCUGUCGGAGGACAACGAGCUCUAUAGGAAGGACUGCAAUCUAGCGGCCCAGCUGCUGCAGUGCAGCCAGACCUACGGCAGGGUCCAUAAGGUGUCAGAGCUGCCCUUGGACUUCCAGCAGCGCGUGAGUCUGCACAUGGAGAAGCACGGCUGCAGCCUGCCGUCCCCGCGCUGCCACCCGGCCUACGCCGACAGCGUCCCGACCUGCGUCAUUGCCAAGGUGCUGGAGAAGCCCGACCCCACCAGCCUGUCGUCGCGCCUGUCGGAUGCCUCGGCCCGCGACCUGGCCUUCCGCGACGGGGUGGAGAAGCCAGGCCCGCGGCCCCCCUACAAGGGGGACAUCUACUGCAGCGACACGGCCCUCUACUGCCCCGACGAGCGGCGGCGGGACCGGAGGCCCAGCGUGGACGCAUCCGUGACCGACGUGGGAUUCCUGCGGGCCCAGAACUCCACCGACACCGCCGAGGAGGAGGAGGAGGCCGAGGCCGCGGCCUUCCCCGUGGGCUACCGCCACGAAGCCUUCCCGGGCUACGCGGGCUCGCUGCCCACGUCCAGCUCGUACUCGAGCUUCAGCGCCACGUCGGAGGAGAAGGAGCACGCGCAGGCCAGCACGCUGACCGCCUCGCAGCAGGCCAUCUACCUGAACAGCCGCGACGAGCUCUUCAACCGCAAGCCCCCGGCCGCCGCCACCUACAACGGCGGCGGCCCGCGCUUCGCCAAGGCCGCCGCCGCCCCGCGCGAGGCCGAGGUGACCCCCGGCUUCGGACGGACUGUGUCUCCGUACCCGGCCGAGCCCUUCCGCUUCCCGGCCUCCCCGGGGCCCCAGCAGGCGCUGAUGCCACCAAACCUGUGGAGCCUGCGAGCCAAGCCGGGCAGCACGCGGCUGGCCAGCGAGGACCUCCGGGGCCAGUGGCGGCCCCUGAGCGUGGAGGACAUCGGGGCCUACUCGUUCCCGGGAGGCACCGCCAGCCGCGCCUCUCCCUGCAGCUUCUCCGAACGCUACUACGGCGGCAGCAUGGGCAGCCCGGGCAAGAAGGCCGAAGGUCGCGCCAGCCCCCUCUACGCCACCUACAAGGCCGAGAGCUUCUCCGAGGGCGACGACCUGUCCCAGGGCCACCUGGCCGAGCCCUGCUUCCUGCGCAGCCUCAGCCCCAGCCGCUCGGCCGACCCGCUCCCCGGCUACGCGCCCAGCGACGGCGAUGGGGACCGGCUCGGGGUGCAGCUGUGCGGGGCCGGCAGCAGCCCUGAGCCCGAGCCGGGCUCCAGGGACUCCCUGGGGCCCAGCUCCAUGGAGGCCUCGCCCGAGAUGCACCCUGCCGCCCGCCUCAGCCCCCAGCAGGCCUUCCCUCGGACUGGAGGCGCGGGGCUGAGCCGCAAGGACAGCCUGACCAAGGCCCAGCUCUACGGAACCUUGCUCAACUGAACGCCCCACGCAGGCCACGGCCACGGGCCCUCCUCCCCACUCCCGCUCCGGCCACGUGGCACCUACAAGGGUGCAGUUCCCUUUCCCCCAAGACACCCCGCUCCCUGAGCCCCUUGUCCAGGAGGAGGCACUCCUGCCCAACCCCUCCCCGCCUCCCAGCCCGGUAGAACCCCCGAGGACAACCUGCUGUAUUGUCGACGUGUCCAGCCCCGGCUACCACCACGGACCCCCGCUUAGGUGUUUUCACAUCCCCACACCCUCCCACCCGAGGUGAGCGCCCCCCCCUUUUAUAAAGCGAUACUAUUUUUCUAAGAGAAAAGGGUCUUUCUUAACGCCCCCGGCCUCCAGCUUCUGGAUGGCUGCCUUGGCGUUUCCAACGUGAAGCUCCUGCAUCUCUUCAGUGAAGGUGCUGGGGGCUUGCCCGGGGCGAAGGCGAGCGUGUCCCAGGAAGCCCGGCCUCCGCCAGCGGCGAGGCCGCAAGGCAGUGGCAAGGGAAGCCCAAAAUUCUGACCAGUGAGAGGGGAACGGAAACCAGUGAGGGCACAGGAAAUGUUGUCAAAAUCCAACUUCCCACAGUGCGGCCAGCACAGUACCCCCCCCUCCACCCCGAGCUCCUUCACGGCCCGCAGUCCCGAGUGGGGCCGGGACAAGGUCCCAGUACGGCCCGGUGCUCGCUCCGCCCCGCCCCCCCCCGCUCCCCACACCACCUCGGUCUACCUCAGACGUAUGAGGCCCCCGCCCCAC
This is a messenger RNA of Dipodomys ordii (Ord's kangaroo rat), 4443 nucleotides long. RefSeq names its product brain-enriched guanylate kinase-associated (gene Begain). The transcript has 16 exons. The coding region runs from base 1 to 3699 and encodes 1232 amino acids. Lineage: Eukaryota; Metazoa; Chordata; Mammalia; Rodentia; Heteromyidae. Gene Ontology annotation, cellular component: synapse. The record is from RefSeq and is a predicted model, not a curated record.